Prorocentrum cordatum is the source of this 324-nucleotide messenger RNA. The record is from the annotation of a GenBank genome assembly. Lineage: Eukaryota; Dinophyceae; Prorocentrales; Prorocentraceae.
GCGUUGCUCGCGAACCACGACGUCCCCGCGGUGGUCGCCGCUUACCCUGAGAGCAUCGGCAUGCAGAAGAUGGACGACUUGGCCGUCCACCUUGACGCGCGCUCCGAGGACCAAGCUCGGUGCUACUCGAAUGUCACGAUGCUCUACAUGUUCUCGCUCCGCACAUUCGAGCGCUGCUCGGACUCCAUGUUUGGCCGCCUGUGCCGCGAGGCGAACAAGUGGACGAUGACUUUCUGCCAGGUUGACAAGAUCCGCGACUUGAAGCAGUCGCAGGCUGCGUCGCGCUCGAAGAGGACUCGCUUCGCGGAGAACCUCGUCCUCGAC